This is a messenger RNA of Arctia plantaginis, 666 nucleotides long. The record is from the annotation of a GenBank genome assembly. NCBI's taxonomy places the organism in Eukaryota, Metazoa, Arthropoda, Insecta, Lepidoptera, Erebidae.
AUGCCCAUUCUAUUUAGUGCUGUGGCUUGUGAACGGACGAUACUAUCACACUUUGCAUCCUGCGAUGGAAACUUUAUGGAUAUAGCAGAGCUAGUGCUGGCCAAGUUGCCACAAUGCAACAACAAAAUGACUUAUUCACACGGAACUUACUUAUUGCACCACAUAAUCGAAAACAAUUACUUCUACUUCUGUAUAACAGAUAAGUUGUGUCAGCGAUCCAGAACAUUUCUGUUCCUGAACGAAAUACAAAGGAGGUUCAUGUCAAACAAGAAACAAACUAAGGAGCACUUCACUACAGUAUUAGCAGCGGAAAUGUAUCGGUAUAGCGAGGACUACAACACUAUUACUAUAAGAAAAGGGGAAUUGGACGAACUAAAUAAAAUUGGAGUUGGAUGUAGCGAAGAUUUACUUGGGGAAAGAAUAUUAUAUGUUAACAACCCAGAGAACAUUUCAUAUAGUACAAUUUCGUACGUGGGCAGUACUCCAGAGCGAAUUUCGGUAUCUAUAGUCAGUCCAAGGUUGUACAUUGUAUUUAUAGGCGUGGCUAUAUUGGUUAUAGCAAUGUCUGUGUAUAUGUUUGGAUUUAUUUCUUGUGGAAUAGUAACUGGUAUUGGAGUAUAUUGCCUUUUGUGCUCUUGUGUGGAAGCAGAAGAUAAACCCAGUUAG